UGGAAAGAACCGCCCACUUGCCAAGAUAUCUAGUCAUUCUUCAAUACAGCAGGCGGCAAUUCUUUUUGUAGCUUGAACAGAAGUUCUUUAUUAAUUCUGUAUGUACGCAUUAUGGCGUUGGCUUAUAUUUUUAACCUUUCGGUUAUUCGUAACGUAGCAUGAGUAAAUUUUACGUGCUGUAUCAAGUGUAGAAUAUAAGUUUACGGAACCCCAAAAUGUCAACAACUAAAUCCCCUUCACUUUGUGAAUGGUCUUGCCGAGUAUACGACUAUGCAGCAGAUCGACAGAAGAGGCAACUGUCAUUAGAAGAGGUAUCAGAUCAUCCACUGAAGCCUCUUAUGAUUACGGUAACAGAGUCUCGUGUUAUCAGACGGACAAUAGGAGGAAGCACUACUAGUAGUACUGGCUCUUCUACACCAACACCAACAUUGGAGUCUUUGGCAGCUGCUCUUGAAGGCACAGAUCCCCUAACCCAUUUUGCACGCCAAGAAAUGGACCCCCUUUCCAAGAUGGCUGCUGACAUGUGGGAGCCAGUACAGAGUGACCAAAGAAAGAGCAAAGAUACUUUACUGGAUGAUGCUGUUGAGCCAUGGGCUGCUAGAAAGUCUGCCAUAUUAAACAAAUUCACCACUUCAGAAAAAUUAUCAAUUGUCACAAGCUUCCUGUCUGGAGGGGAGAAAGUUGUGGUGAAAGCACAAAGCUCUGUUGUGGAUAAGGUAAAGAAUCGACUGGAACAAUUAGAUGACUUCGAAGAAGGUUCUGUUCGACAAAUGCUGAAUCUGACCCAACAAGAAUAUAUGAAUCGCAUUGAACAGCUUAAUCAGGAAUUGGUUCAAGCUUGGCAUCAUGACCAGCGUGUGAAAGCAUUGAAGAUAGCUAUUCAGUGUUCUAAACUUCUUGUGGAUACUUCUGUAAUCCAGUUCUAUCCAAGCAAAUUUGUCCUUAUCACAGAUAUUCUUGAUAUUUUUGGUAAGCUGGUAUAUGAUCGUCUCCGUACAAAGGCUGAGUAUUAUGUUCCAGGAAGCAAGACCCCAACACCACUUCCUGAGAGUUUCACCCCAGACAUGGUGCCUGAAUCAGCCAAGGAGACAUGCCGUAACUGGUUCUAUAAGAUAGCGUCGAUUCGUGAACUUGUGCCACGUCUAUAUGUUGAAAUGGCCAUUCUUAAAUCUUACAGCUUUCUUACAUCCAGUGAGUUUUCUCAAGCACUUCUGCGUUUGACACGAAUGAUUCGUGGUAUUGGAGAUCCACUUGUUGCAGCUUAUGCUCAUUGCUAUUUAUGUCGAGUUGGUAUGGCUGUUACUACAGGGGACAGAGAUUAUAUUAAGGAAAAUUUCUAUGACUUUUUGGCAUCAUAUAAUCAGCUUUUUAGCCCCAGUGUUCGAGCAGAAUUAAGUAGGCAGAAAGUGGAUCUGUCUACAUAUCUGACUCUGUAUACACCGGCCCUGGACUGGAUCUUGCAAGGUGUGGCAGCCAAUGCCCCUGAAAAACAGUUAAUAGAAAUUUUAGCCCAGUGCAAGGAAAAAUGCAACAACAGUGCACUUCUGCUGAACACUAUUAUGGCUGCUUUCAAACCAUCCUACAUUGCAGCACGCGCUCUUCAGUUCAUUGAGUUGGUGUCAGCAUGUGAGGAGGAGGGGUUCCCACAGUACUUGUUGUUUCGAACACUUGGACUGUGCCUGGCACUGGCAGAUCCUCCAGCUGAACAUCAUCUUCAAAUUUUGAAUGACGUGUGGCGUGUAGUCAGUCGCCUGUCUGAUCCAGGCCAUUAUGUGAGCUGUGCUGAGGUGUGGGUACAGUUUGCCGUGAGACAUUUCUCGUCUCGAGAAAUAAAUACAUUCCUUGGUGACAUCAUUCGUCACAUGACUCCAGAAAGAGCCUAUGAACAUUACUAUCCACAGCUGCAAGCUGUUGUAGACAGACUGCUUACCUAUACACGAGAUUAUGAAUCACUGUUUACCAUGGACAAAUUUCUGCCUCUUCUGGAUCUUUUUCAAAAGGAAAGCAUCAAGGUAGAAGUAUGUAAGAAUAUCAUGGAUGCUUUCACACGAAGCAAUGUUCAUCAAGAACCAACCAAUGACCCAGUUAUUACAAAUGCUCUAAUGUUUAUUUGCAGGGUUAUGCAUGAUUCUGUGAAUGCGCUAACAGUAGAUGACGAGAAGAGACAGAUCGGAAAUCUCAUCUGUGGUUUUGUCAAGAAGGUAGAUUAUGGUAGAGACUUUGAACAACAGUUGAGUUUUUAUGUGGAAGCAAGAUCAGCUUUCCCUAACUUAGAUUCUGUGCAUGCUCAAUUAGUACAGAGUGUGAACUGUUUAUCUGUGGAAACACGGCGCAUAGUGAAGGGACAUCAUACCCGCAAAACAGCUGCCUUUGUGCGAGCCUGUGCAGCAUAUUGCUAUAUUACAAUUCCAUCUAUCACAUCUGUACUAACUCGACUAGAGCUGUACCUGUUGUCCGGAGAAGUAGCGUUGCUCAACCAGUGCUUGGGACAAGCGGAUGCAUGUUUCAAAGCUGCAUUAAGCUUGGUACCAGAAUUUCCCCGAACAAUAGAAGUUGAUUGCAAGCAGCGCAGCUCAGAACCAUAUUUAAUUUCAUAUCUGUGCCAUUUCCUGUCCACACUUCUGGUUGUACCGGACUCACCUGAGCAGGGUGUCCUGUAUCUUACACGAGGACUGCUGAAUGUGCUUCAGCAUUAUACUUGGGAACCAAAUAGUAAUGCUCGACCUGUGGUGUACCUGCAUGUCCUCGAUAUGUUGUCAGUAGCCGCUCAAGAAACCUAUCCUUAUCACAUAGAUAAAGUGGAUUCCAAUGACAUGCUCUAUGGCUCAGACCCAAAAUUCAUCUCUGAAAUCAACAAGAUGUGUUCUGUAUUGAUAGAUGAAAUCCUAGCCCACCUAAAAUACUUGAAGACAAACGAAGAGUUUCAAAAACAGUCUUCAUUAGCCUUGGAUCUGUUUGUAAGAAUUGUGGUUCGAGGCAAUCUUAAAGAACCUUCUUUAACAACAUUAGCUGUCAACUUGUGGAAUCUCGCCCACAGACAUGGCUGCUUAGAUCAAAAGCUUUCAGCCCGGACCUUAGAAUAUCUUAAGAAGAAAAGUAUGCAGCCAGGAGGAAAUUCAUAUGUAGAUUUGGUGAACAAACUCCAUAUGCAGAAUUUGUGAUUGAACUCCAGUGCAAGAGGGCACAGAAAAUACGGAAGAUACCAAACUUUUUGUUGUAAAGUAAGGAAGAGGAAUAUCAGUGUUUGUGAUAUUGACAUUGCAUUUAUGUUGUAUCUUCAUUUCUUGUAUUUGUUACAUGUAAAAAUUCUGUAUCUACAUUAAUAUUAUUUAGUAUACAAAUACUCUAUAUAUUUUGAAGGGAUGCAUACACAUCAGUAUUUAUAUAUGAAGGAUGGAAAUAAAAAUUGUGGCAACAAAGUGA
Messenger RNA from Zootermopsis nevadensis, 3423 nucleotides. Its product is annotated as VPS35 endosomal protein-sorting factor-like. Gene Ontology annotation, cellular component: endosome. The record is from RefSeq and is a predicted model, not a curated record. Gene Ontology annotation, biological process: endocytic recycling. NCBI's taxonomy places the organism in Eukaryota, Metazoa, Arthropoda, Insecta, Blattodea, Termopsidae.